This is a messenger RNA of Vicia faba (fava bean), 531 nucleotides long. Lineage: Eukaryota; Viridiplantae; Streptophyta; Magnoliopsida; Fabales; Fabaceae. The record is from the annotation of a GenBank genome assembly.
AUGCCCAAAAUAACACAAACCAAGACCAUCCUCCUUGUGUGCUUCAUGCAGAAUUUUCCAUGCCUUGUUAAGCCUUGUUGUUGUCCAUUGCUGCAAACCGCUUCAACACAUCAACAAACUUCUGCUGUCAACCAACUUCGCUCUGAUUCUCCUUCUGAACAACAAACAAACCUCACCUUAACAAACCUAAACCCUAAACCUUCAUCUCUCUCUGCUCAUCUCAUCUUCUUCUUCGAUCAAAUUGACACAAUCGAAAAGGAACAUUCUCAGAAACAUGAAACACUUAAACGAAUUCAAGCUUGGCUUGAUUCCAAAAACUCUCAAAACGAAAUUACGGAACCCGUUUGGGAACCAAUAACAGCGGCUUUGUCGAAUGAAGAGGCAGAGAUGAAUAGUGAGCCUGUGGAAUUGGUGAAGAAAGAGGUGGAGUUGGUGCAUCUGUGGCUGGAGUGGACUCAAUUGAUGGAUAGAUUGGUGUAUCAGAAUUAUUUUGAUCAUAGGAGGAAGGAUAAAGAUAAAAUGGUGUUAUAG